Messenger RNA from Peromyscus leucopus (white-footed mouse), 6997 nucleotides. It is a transcript of the gene Mapkbp1, whose product is annotated as mitogen-activated protein kinase binding protein 1. Lineage: Eukaryota; Metazoa; Chordata; Mammalia; Rodentia; Cricetidae. Gene Ontology annotation, molecular function: protein binding. The record is from RefSeq and is a predicted model, not a curated record.
GCGAGCUCCCAAGGCCAGGGUGGGGGAGGGAGGCUCCCGUAUCAGAUCGGGUCAGCACGAGCCCCGGCGGCCAGCGCGGUGCCCCGGCCCCUUGCGGACUGCUCGGGUGGCUUCGGCGGCCUCCUCCCUUGGACACCGUAGUUACCAUGGGAACUCUUGGGCUAUAACCGGCGCCAAGCCCCUAGAGCCCAUCCCAUUCUUUAGUUAGACGCCUCUGGCUGGCGUGGGCCUGACAUUUCUUCGCUCUAGGGGGUCGUCCUCCCUUCCUAAAAAAUCUAGCAGGCUAGGGUGGGGAUGAGGAGUGAGAAAGGACAGGGCAAUGCCCAGAGUAAGAGCGGUUGACAGGCAGAAGACACCUACUGUGAUGCCAAGGUUGCUUCUGCCAUCUCAGGCCAGUGAAAGUGCAUAUCCGAAGGCCGUGUUGAGCGAGAAGGCAGUGCCACUGUUGAGACAAGUCCUAAGGCUAGGCCAGGGACUGUCCUUAGGGCCUCCUCCUUAUGAUGGCUGGGGAAGGGUCAACCAUUACUAGCCGCAUCAAGAACUUGCUGCGGUCCCCGUCCAUCAAAUUACGCCGAAGUAAAGCAGGAAACCGGCGAGAAGACCUCAGCUCCAAGGUGACCUUGGAGAAGGUGCUGGGAAUAACAGUAUCUGGAGGCAGAGGACUUGCUUGUGACCCCCGGUCAGGGUUAGUUGCCUACCCCGCUGGGUGUGUGGUUGUGCUGUUCAAUCCCCGGAAACACAAACAGCACCAUAUCCUCAACAGUUCCAGAAAGACCAUUACUGCCCUGGCCUUCUCCCCUGAUGGCAAAUACUUGGUCACUGGAGAGAGUGGGCACAUGCCUGCCGUGCGGGUUUGGGAUGUGGCUGAACGUAGCCAGGUGGCUGAGCUACAGGAGCAUAAGUAUGGCGUGGCUUGUGUGGCCUUCUCCCCUAGUGCCAAGUACAUUGUGUCUGUGGGUUACCAGCAUGAUAUGAUUGUCAACGUGUGGGCCUGGAAGAAAAACAUCGUUGUGGCCUCCAACAAAGUAUCUAGUCGGGUGACAGCGGUGUCCUUUUCUGAAGACUGCAGCUACUUUGUCACCGCAGGCAACAGGCACAUCAAAUUCUGGUAUCUUGAUGACAGUAAGACCUCAAAGGUGAAUGCCACUGUGCCCCUGCUGGGCCGCUCAGGGCUGCUGGGCGAACUGCGGAACAACCUGUUCACCGACGUGGCCUGCGGCCGAGGGAAAAAGGCCGACAGCACUUUCUGUAUCACCUCGUCUGGGCUGCUGUGCGAGUUCAGUGACCGCAGGCUUCUGGACAAGUGGGUGGAGCUGAGAAACACUGACAGCUUCACAACCACUGUGGCCCACUGCAUCUCUGUGAGCCAAGAAUACAUCUUCUGUGGCUGUGCCGAUGGCACCGUGCGCCUUUUCAAUCCCUCCAACCUGCACUUCCUGAGCACCCUACCCAGACCCCAUGCCCUGGGAACAGACAUUGCCAGCAUCACUGAGGCCAGUCGCCUCUUCUCUGGAGGGGCUGAUGCCAGGUACCCAGACACCAUUGCCUUGACCUUUGAUCCAGCUAACCAGUGGCUAUCUUGUGUAUACAAUGACCACAGCAUCUAUGUUUGGGAUGUGAGGGACCCCAAGAAAGUGGGCAAGGUGUACUCAGCUCUGUAUCAUUCCUCCUGUGUCUGGAGUGUGGAGGUCUACCCCGAGGUAAAGGACAGUAAUCAAGCCUGUCUGCCCCCCAGUUCCUUUAUUACCUGCUCCUCAGACAACACCAUCCGCCUGUGGAACACAGAGAGCUCUGGAGUACAUGGCUCUACCCUGCACCGGAACAUCCUCAGCAAUGAUCUCAUUAAGAUCAUCUAUGUGGAUGGGAACACUCAGGCCCUGUUGGACACUGAGCUUCCUGGAGGAGACAAAGUUGAUGGGACCCUGAUGGAUCCCCGAGUAGGCAUCCGUUCUGUGUGUAUCAGCCCCAAUGGACAACAUCUAGCUUCAGGAGACCGCAUGGGGACGCUUAGGGUACAUGAACUGCAGUCCCUGAGUGAGAUGCUAAAGGUAGAAGCCCAUGAUUCUGAGAUCCUGUGCCUGGAGUACUCUAAGCCAGACACAGGUUUGAAGCUGCUGGCAUCAGCGAGCCGGGACCGUCUGAUCCAUGUGCUGGACGCUGGGCGGGAGUACAGUCUACAGCAGACACUGGACGAGCACUCAUCGUCCAUCACUGCGGUCAAGUUUGCAGCCAGUGAUGGGCAAGUGCGCAUGAUCAGCUGUGGCGCGGACAAGAGCAUUUACUUCCGAACGGCACAGAAGUCUGGAGAAGGAGUACAGUUUACUCGGACGCACCACGUGGUACGGAAGACAACCCUCUAUGACAUGGAUGUGGAGCCUAGCUGGAAGUACACGGCCAUCGGCUGCCAAGACCGAAAUAUUCGGAUCUUUAACAUCAGUAGUGGGAAGCAGAAGAAGCUGUUUAAAGGGUCACAGGGUGAGGACGGCACUCUCAUUAAGGUGCAGACAGACCCCUCGGGGAUCUACAUUGCCACCAGCUGUUCUGAUAAGAACCUCUCCAUUUUUGACUUCUCCUCAGGCGAGUGUGUGGCCACUAUGUUUGGUCACUCAGAGAUUGUCACUGGCAUGAAAUUUAGUAACGAUUGCAAGCAUCUCAUCUCUGUGUCAGGGGACAGCUGCAUAUUUGUCUGGCGCCUGAGCUCUGAGAUGACCAUCAGCAUGAGGCAGCGACUGGCCGAGUUGCGCCAGCGUCAGCGAGGGGCCAAGCUGCCAGGACCGACCUCUCCCCAGAGGGCUUCUGGACCCGAGCGGCCCCAGGCCCCAGUGGCACCCCCUUCUGGACCAGCUCUCUCAUCAGACAGUGACAAGGAGGGAGAAGAUGAGGGUACUGAAGAGGAAGAACUGCCAGCUCUACCCACUCUUGGCCUGAGUGCCAAGAAAGAGCGAGCCUCGGUCUCUAGUCCAGCCUUGCUCCGAAGCCUGUCCCACUGGGAAAUGAGUCGGGCGCAAGAGACCAUGGAGUUCGUGCGCCCAGCUCCUGCAGCCAACACGGGACCCAAAAGAAGAGGACGCUGGGGUCAGCCAGGUGUGGAGCUGAGUGUCCGUUCCAUGCUGGACUUGAGACAGCUGGAGACCUUGGCCCCAAGCCCUCGAGGUCCGAGCCAGGACUCACUGGCUGCAUCCCCAUCUGGUCCUGUGAAGCAUGGUCCACAGGAGCUCUCAUGUGCUGGCCAGAAUGAAAAGGCCCCUCGGCUUCAGACUUGUUCCUGCUCCCACGUUAUCCAAUUGUUGUCACAAGAGGAAGGAGUCUUUGCCCAAGAUCUGGAGCCUGCACCCAUUGAAGAUGGUAUUGUCUACCCGGAACCCAGUGACAGCCCCACCAUGGAUACCAGUGCGUUCCAGGUGCAGGCUCCAACCAGAGCAUCCCUAGGAGUCUACCCAGGGCAGAGGGACUCCGAAAAGCACAGUCCUGACAGUGCCUGCUCUGUGGAUUACAGCAGCAGCCGGCUUUCCAGCCCUGAACACCCCAAUGAAGACUCUGAGAGCACAGAGCCCCUAAGUGUGGAUGGCAUCUCCUCAGACCUUGAAGAGCCAGCCGAGGGUGAUGAAGAAGAGGAAGAGGAGGGAGGCACUGGCCUCUGUGGGCUACAAGAAGGCAGCCCUCAUACCCCGGAUCAGGAGCAGUUUCUAAAACAGCACUUUGAGACUUUGGCCAAUGGGGCUGCUCCAGGGGGUCCAGCACGGGUCCUAGAAAGGACAGAGUCUCAGAGCAUCUCAUCCCGAUUCCUGCUGCAAGUGCAGACCUCCCCACUCAGGGAGCCAUCUUUACCCUCCCCAAGCGUGGCCCUGACAUCAAGACCUGACCAGGUGUCACAGGUGUCUGGUGAGCAGCUGAAAGGCAGUGGUGCCACUGCCCCAGGGGCACCCCCAGAAGUGGAACCCUCUCCUGGCAACUCCGGCCCCCAGCCAGUGGUUCCUGUGCUGUUGCCACGACGGCGUAACAACCUGGACAGCAGCUGGGCCCCCAAGAAAAUGGCUUCAACCCGCCCCCGUGGACUCCAGAAAGCCCAGUCUGUGCACAGUCUAGUACCACAGGAUGAGGGGCCUUCAUCGCGUUCACUGCUCUCCCGGGAGGUGGAGAUCCAGGGCAGCUUAGGAUCCCUGGCACAAGCUGACAGCUACCCACCUCAACCCCACGCCUACCAGCACCCCACCUCCAGUCCUACGGCCAAGCUGGCUCGCAGCGUUUCUGUUGGGGAGAACCCGGGCCUGGCGGCUGAACCUCAGGCCCCUGUACCAGUCCGAGUCUCACCACUCCACAAGCUAGCGCUGCCUAGCCGGGCUCACCUAGUCUUGGACAUCCCCAAACCGCUGCCUGACCGUCCUGCUUUGACCUCCUUCUCGCCUGUCACCAAGGGCCGAGGCCAUACCGAAGCAGACCAGUCCGGCUCCCUGGUGGGCCAAGGAAAGGCUCACACUACAUGUGAAAGGCGGGCCUGUUUAGGGGAGGGCACCACUCCUAAACCUAGGACAGAGUGCCAGGUUCAUCCUGGCCCCGCCCACCCCUGUGCCCAGCAACUGCCGGUCAGCGACCUCCUCCAAGGCCCUGAGAGCUUGCAGCCCCAUUCCCCUGAGAAGACUCCUAACCCCAUGGAAUGCACCCGGCCAGGGGCAGCCCUGAGCCAGGACUCAGAACUGGCCUGGAGCCUGCAACAAUGUGAGCAGCUUGUGGCCGAGCUCCAGGGGAACGUUCGCCAGGCAGUGCAGCUCUACCGCUUGGUGACCAGCUGUAAGACACCUUCAGCCGAGCACAGUCGUAUCACCCGGCUCCUGAGGGACACCUUCUCUUCAGUGCGGCAGGAGCUAGAGGCCCUGGCUGGAGCUGCGCUGUCCAGCCCGGGGGGCAGCCCUGGGGCUGUGGGAGCUGAGCAGACUCAGGCCCUGUUGGAGCAGUACUCAGAGCUAUUGCUUCGAGCUGUGGAGCGGCGUAUGGAGCGCAGACUCUGAGCUCCAGAAGGCUGUCCCAAGAGAAAUGCUCCCCAUUCCAAACUGUAGCCCUUCUUCCACUCAUGAGAACCUGUGAGCAUGUCUGGAGUGGAGAGCAGGGAUCAGUGUUCAGAGGCAAAGCAGCCUUCCCAGCUGCUCCUCGCGGGGCCCCUGUAUUUAUUAAUUUAUUUCCCUGACUGUUGCCUCACUUCCUGAGGACUCCUGCCUCUAAAGCCCUCCCGUGGCUCAUAGCAGGCCAGGUCUUGAGUCUAUGUCAUCUUGGUGCUGUGAGGGGCAGGAGGACAGCCUGCCUCAUCUGGGGACAUUGGGAAGGGCUGGCCUUCUCUUCUUAGAAGCCAUUUGACGUUACUUCAGGGAUCGGCUCCCUGGGGCGGAGCAUACACAGGGUACUCUGGGGUAGAGAUAAAGGUGACGUGCUAUUUAGGCCCUAAAGCCAACUAAGCCCCUUACCUCUACUCCCUCACCAGCUGCGCUCUCCUGGCUGCCAAAGCAGGCGAGGUUUUCCCCAAUUCCUGGCAGUUGAGAAGGCAGAGCUGCCUGGCCCUCCAGGGGAUUCCCAGCCCUUAGAAGACUUGAGUUGGUAUCAGGACCUGAGCCCCCACAUUCCACUCCCAUUCUCCCUGCAAGAGAGCCCCAGCAUUUUCUACCCUCAUCCUUUUUUUUUCCCUUGUGGAGCCAGUUGUGGGAUUUUGCUGCCGGACAGUGAAGCCCUCUGUUGGAAACACAAAGCCUGGCCUGCUUCCCUCAGCCCUUAGACCUCCUUAUUCUCUAGCCCUGGUCCCUAGAGGACUGCUGAGACUCCAGGGACCACUUUCUCCUUUAUCCUGGGCAAUGCGCAAUCAGAAACCUGUAUUGGGAGUUCCCUCAUGGUUUACAGGGCACUGGCCCACCUUCCUAGGACUUUGGACACACACACACACACACACACACACACACACACACACACACAAUGUAUACACAGUUGAGUGUUCAUUGUUAGAAUACUUGCCUGGCUGGUAUAUACCUGGUUUCUUCACAUCUGGCCUCAGCUUCACUAGCCUGGCUUAGUUAGACCUCUUAUCCAGAAACAUGAACGGGAGCACACUAAAAUUCUGGGAUCUUGGUGUCCGCAGCCAGGCUGACAGGAGAUGGCUAAGGGACACCUGGCUCAUGGGGGAAGGUCGUUUUCAAAGGCAGUGCUGGGUGCCCAAAGAUACUGGAUACUGGAGAUUGUGGAGUGGAGGGUCUGGGCCAGAGACACUGGAAAAGUGUAGGAGGACAGGUAGGUGGUGGAGGUAGGGGACAGAUUAAGGUAAUUGUUAGAGGGGAGAGAGAGGGCAUAGGCAGGGUGUAGGAAGGAACAAGGAGUGAGGUGAUUGCAGAACUGGAGUGAGUAUGUGUCUCUGGGCCCUCCUUCCCUCUGCAUCAGGUAAUGCAGAGUGACGUUUCUCCAGGUUUAGACAGCAAAAACCUGCCCAAACGCCUUCCAAGCCCUGGAGGCAGAGGCUAGAAAGAAACGGUUUUAAUGGGUGCUUAGCUUUGGUGGUUCUACCUGAGUGCCCUAACUACAUCCAAACCAUGUAUUCCCUUUUUCCGUACCACCUGCCUGGCCAAACUCCUAGCCCAAAGAACAGUAGUGGCUGGGGGUGGACCCCUUGUCAGCCAGAGGGUUAGAAAUCCGCCCCAGCAAUAGGGCUGCCCUGACCCCCACCAGGUUCUUAGAGGGCCUUAGCCAGCCUGCCCUUCUCGAGGGAGCCGGGCUUUUCCCUGCGCCUCUACCCUGCAUGGAUGUGGUCUUGUGGCCAGCGGCGCUUAGUUCCUUUUGCAUGUCUGAGGCCACUGGCAACUGCCGCCCACGUCCAGAUUUGUCCCAUCCCAGUUUUGAAAAGCCCCUUAUUUAUAACUUUUAUACUGUGGCGCCUGUCUCCUCCCCGGCUGUACGGGGUGGGGCUGUUUUAACGUCUCGUUUGUACUGAUGUAUGAAAUUGUCAAUAAACACAAUCAUUUGUUAA